Tympanuchus pallidicinctus (lesser prairie-chicken) is the source of this 9100-nucleotide messenger RNA. It is a transcript of the gene CLASP1, whose product is annotated as cytoplasmic linker associated protein 1. NCBI's taxonomy places the organism in Eukaryota, Metazoa, Chordata, Aves, Galliformes, Phasianidae. The transcript has 42 exons. Gene Ontology annotation, cellular component: mitotic spindle; cytoplasmic microtubule; spindle microtubule. The coding region runs from base 394 to 5160 and encodes 1588 amino acids. The record is from RefSeq and is a predicted model, not a curated record. Gene Ontology annotation, molecular function: kinetochore binding; microtubule binding. Gene Ontology annotation, biological process: mitotic spindle assembly.
UGCGCGCCGGCUCCCAUUCUUCCCGUGGCAGCGGGGCGGGCGCAGCCAUGCAGCGCAGCGGGCGCCGCCGCCGGCACUGAGCCCGCCCGGCCCCCGCCCCUCCGUACCGCCAGAAUGGACUGCUGAAUUGAGAAUUAUUGCAGACCCAACAGUACAGCACUGCUCAUUGCUUCAUCUAUCACUAGUUAUUUAAAUUGGACUUUUAAUAUCCUGCCAGCUGCUGUUCACACACACAUGCUGCAUUGUUGCCAUUCUCAGAAUUGCAUCUUUGAAACCCAGGCCCUCAGUAACCUUCACUGAACAAAGAAGUGACCUCCUGCGUACAUUCAUAGAGGGGUUUUUUGGACUGUCUGCCCUCUAGCUUUUUUGUUAGUGCUGUGUUUCUGAGACACUAUGGAGCCCAGUAUGGAGUACUGCUUAGCGCAGGUGCUGCAGAAGGAUGUUGGGAAGAGACUUCAGGUUGGUCAGGAAUUGAUAGAUUACUUCUCAGAUAAACAGAAGUCAGCUGAUCUGGAACAUGAUCAGACGAUGCUGGAUAAAAUGGUUGAUGGACUGGCCACCUCUUGGGUGAAUUCCAGCAAUUAUAAGGUGGUGCUGCUGGGGAUCGACAUCAUCUCCGCACUGGUGUCCCGCCUGCAGGACCGCUUCAAGGCUCAGAUCGGCACAGUGCUGCCCAGCUUGCUGGAUAGGCUGGGGGAUUCCAAGGACUCUGUGCGGGAGCAGGAUCAGACCUUGCUGCUGAAAAUCAUGGAACAGGCUGCUAAUCCUCAGUAUGUGUGGGAUAGGAUGUUAGGAGGAUUCAAACACAAGAAUUUCCGGACAAGAGAAGGGAUCUGUCUCUGCCUUAUUGCAACACUCAAUGCAUCUGGAGCUCAGAGUUUAACACUGAGUAAGAUAGUGCCACAUAUAUGUAACUUACUUGGAGAUCCGAACAGCCAGGUUCGAGAUGCAGCAAUAAACAGCCUUGUGGAAAUUUACAGACAUGUCGGUGAACGUGUAAGGGCUGAUCUCAGUAAAAAAGGAUUACCCCAAUCUCGAUUGAAUGUAAUUUUCACGAAAUUUGACGAGGUCCAAAAAUCUGGAAACAUGAUCCAGAGCUCAAGUGAUAAAAAUUUUGAUGAUGAAGACUCUGUGGAUGGGAACAGACCUUCCUCAGCUAACUCCUCUACAUCAUCAAAGGCCCCUGCAAACUCACGUAGAGUUGGAAUGGGGACUACUCGCAGGCUUGGGUCUGCAGCUCUGGGAUCCAAGUCCUCAACAGGCAAAGAGGGAGCAGGUGCUGUGGAUGAAGAAGACUUCAUUAAGGCAUUUGAAGAUGUCCCAACAGUUCAAAUUUAUUCUAGCCGGGAUCUUGAGGAAUCCAUAAACAAAAUAAGAGAGAUACUAUCUGAUGAUAAACAUGACUGGGAACAGAGAGUAUCUGCUUUGAAAAAGAUCCGCUCCUUACUGUUGGCUGGAGCUGCAGAAUAUGAUAACUUCUUCCAACACUUACGGCUCCUGGAUGGAGCAUUUAAAUUAUCUGCUAAAGACCUGCGAUCUCAGGUAGUGCGGGAAGCUUGUAUCACACUGGGACAUUUAUCAUCAGUUCUGGGAAACAAGUUUGAUCAUGGGGCAGAAGCCAUUAUGCCAACAAUUUUUAAUCUAAUUCCAAAUAGUGCCAAAGUCAUGGCCACUUCUGGUGUUGUAGCAGUUAGAUUAAUCAUUCGACAUACACACAUCCCCCGACUAAUACCCAUCAUAACCAGCAAUUGUACCUCCAAGUCUGUUGCGGUUAGAAGGCGCUGUUUUGAAUUUUUAGACCUGCUGCUGCAAGAGUGGCAAACCCACUCCCUAGAAAGACACAUAUCAGUGUUAGCUGAAACAAUAAAGAAGGGAAUUCAUGAUGCAGACUCUGAAGCCAGGAUAGAAGCAAGAAAGUGUUACUGGGGUUUCCACAGUCACUUCAGCAGAGAGGCAGACCAUUUGUACCACACCUUGGAGUCCUCCUACCAGAAGGCCCUGCAGUCGCAUUUGAAGAACUCUGACAGCAUUGUGUCCUUGCCACAGUCGGAUCGCUCCUCCUCCAGCUCCCAGGAGAGUCUCAACCGUCCACUGUCUGCCAAAAGAAGUCCUACUGGAAGUACUACAUCAAGAGCAUCUACAGUAAGUACAAAAUCUGUGUCAACACCAGGAUCUCUGCAGCGAUCCCGCAGUGACGUUGAUGUGAAUGCAGCAGCUAGUGCCAAGUCAAAAGUGACAUCUUCUGGAGCAUCCACCCCCUUCAGUUCUGCUGCAGCCCUGCCCCCAGGCUCAUAUGCAUCACUAGAUGGUACUACUACUAAAACUGAGGGUCGGAUUCGUACAAGGAGGCAGAGCUCUGGCAGUGCCACCAGCGUCACCUCAACACCUGCUGAUACCCGAGGCCGCAGCCGGGCUAAAGUGGUUUCCCAGUCCCAGCGAUCCAGAUCAGCUAAUCCUGCUGGUGCUGGUAGUCGGUCUAGUUCUCCGGGUAAGCUGUUAGGAAGCACCUAUGGUGGCUUGAGCAGUGGAACAUCCAGAGUUCAACCUGUGCCAUCAUCUUCAGAGAAGCGCAGCAAGAUCCCCCGGAGCCAGGGAUGCAGUCGAGAGACGAGUCCCAACAGAAUAGGACUAGCACGGAGCAGUCGUAUCCCCCGACCCAGCAUGAGUCAGGGGUGCAGCCGUGAUACCAGCCGUGAGAGCAGUCGAGAUACAAGCCCUGCUCGGGGCUUUCCUCCACUUGACCGGUUUGGACUCGGACAGUCAGGCAGGAUGCCUGCUUCUGUGAAUGCCAUGCGAGUCCUAAGCACAAGCACAGACCUGGAGGCCGCUGUGGCUGAUGCACUGCUGUUAGGAGACUCCAGGAGCAAGAAAAAGCCAGUGAGAAGAAGAUAUGAACCCUAUGGGAUGUACUCCGACGAUGACGCUAACAGUGAUGCAUCAAGCGCUUGCUCAGAGCGCUCCUAUGGUUCCAGGAAUGGAGGCAUUCCUCACUAUCUGCGGCAGACCGAAGAUGUGGCUGAGGUCCUGAACCACUGUGCCAGCUCCAACUGGUCUGAAAGGAAGGAGGGCCUCAUAGGUCUCCAGAACUUACUGAAAAGCCAGCGGACGCUGAGCCGAGUGGAAUUAAAAAGGCUGUGUGAAAUAUUUACUCGCAUGUUUGCUGAUCCUCACAGCAAGGUCUUCAGCAUGUUUCUGGAAACCCUGGUUGAUUUCAUCAUCAUUCACAAAGAUGACUUGCAGGAUUGGCUUUUUGUUCUCCUGACACAGUUGCUGAAGAAAAUGGGAGCAGAUUUGCUGGGCUCUGUGCAGGCAAAAGUUCAGAAAGCUCUGGAUGUCACCAGGGAUUCUUUUCCAUUUGAUCAACAAUUUAACAUUUUGAUGAGGUUUAUUGUGGAUCAGACGCAAACACCAAACCUCAAGGUGAAGGUAGCUAUCCUGAAAUAUAUUGAGUCCUUGGCAAGACAGAUGGAUCCGACGGACUUUGUGAACUCUAGUGAGACAAGACUUGCUGUGUCUAGAAUUAUAACUUGGACAACAGAACCAAAGAGCUCAGAUGUGAGAAAGACCAUGCAUAGUUGGGUAGGUGAGGAUUUGCCAGCUAGGACAACUACAGCUUCCUCAGGGCCCGGUGAAGGAAACUUGGAAGAAAAAUGUAAACAGGCAGCACAAAUAGUCCUGAUUUCUCUCUUUGAACUGAACACUCCCGAGUUUACCAUGUUACUUGGUGCCUUGCCAAAAACAUUCCAGGAUGGUGCUACCAAGCUCCUGCACAACCACCUCAAGAACUCCAGUAACACCAGUGUGGGUUCCCCCAGCAAUACUCUUGGUAGGACUCCUUCUCGGCACUCCAGCAGCAGAACCAGCCCCUUGACUUCACCUACCAACUGUUCCCAUGGUGGGCUGUCUCCAAGUCGGUUCUGGGGUUGGAGUGCAGAUGGGCUGUCGAAGCACCCCCCUCCCCUUUCUCAGCCUAACUCCAUCCCCACCGCUCCUUCCCACAAGACUUUCAGACGCUCUUAUUCUCCCAGUAUGCUGGAUUAUGACACGGAGAACCUAAAUUCUGAUGAAAUCUACAGCUCUCUUCGUGGAGUCACAGAAGCAAUUGAAAAGUUUAGUUUUCGUAGUCAAGAGGACCUGAAUGAACCAAUCAAACGUGAUGGGAAGAAAGACUGUGACAUGGUGUCUCGAGAUGGUGGCCUUGCAGUACCUACCAGUGAUGUCCGAGGAGGCAGUGAUACUGUAGAAGGAGGAAGGAUGGCUCUAGAUAACAAAACCUCCCUACUUAACACACAGCCACCCCGCGCCUUUUCAGGGCCACGAGCUCGAGAGUAUAACCCCUAUCCUUAUUCCGACACAAUUAACACUUAUGACAAGACUGCCCUCAAGGAAGCAGUUUUUGAUGAUGACAUGGAUCAGCUUCGGGAUGAAGUACCCAUUGACCAUUCAGAUUUGGUGGCUGACCUUCUGAAAGAGCUCUCUAAUCACAAUGAGCGGGUGGAGGAGCGGAAAGGAGCUCUCCUGGAGCUGCUGAAAAUCACAAGGGAGGAUAAUCUUGGAGUUUGGGAGGAGCAUUUCAAAACCAUUCUGCUCUUGCUCCUGGAAACGCUUGGAGACAAAGAUCAUUCAAUACGAGCGUUGGCAUUGCGAGUCCUUAGAGAAAUCCUACGGAAUCAGCCAGCAAGGUUCAAAAACUACGCAGAGUUGACCAUCAUGAAGACACUGGAAGCACACAAGGAUUCCCACAAGGAGGUCGUCAGAGCUGCUGAGGAAGCUGCUUCUACCCUGGCAAGCUCCAUCCAUCCUGAGCAAUGCAUCAAGGUGCUUUGCCCCAUCAUUCAGACAGCAGAUUAUCCAAUUAAUUUAGCUGCCAUCAAGAUGCAGACAAAGGUCAUAGAGAGGAUUUCCAAGGAAUCAUUGCAUCAACUCCUUCCUGAUAUUAUUCCUGGAUUGUUACAGGGUUAUGAUAAUACAGAGAGCAGUGUCCGUAAAGCUAGUGUAUUUUGUCUGGUGGCAAUUUAUUCAGUAAUUGGUGAAGAACUGAAACCUCAUCUCGCACAACUCACAGGAAGCAAGAUGAAGCUACUAAACUUGUACAUAAAGAGGGCCCAAACUACCAACAGCAACAGCAGCUCCUCUUCAGAUGUUUCAACGCACAGUUAAUGGAGAUAUGUGGACAUAUGUGUAGACUUAGAAGCAAUCAACGGUGCCUCUCAGAGACCUUUCUGCUACUCUUCACUGGCGCACUUCAUCAGCUAAAGGAGGCCAUGCAGAUAUUUAUUGCAAUCAGUAUUCUAGUCCCUUAAAGCUUUCAUGUAAAACCUUACUGGUAUUGAAUGUAAAGGAAGCAAGGUCUGUGUUGCAGUCUUCAUUAAAAGUGAACAACAGAAAGCCAUACUUAAACAUAUUGUAUAGCCUGCUGAAAUCUUGGAAAUAUGUUUAGGUUAGCAUUCCAAAAGAGUCAAAAAACCUGGAUACGCGUAAAAGUUAAACAAAUCUUGGUUUAGUUCAUACCCAGUUUUGGUUUCUGUGCGCUAGUUACUGCUCUUUCCCUGUGGCCGCAGCCUUUCUGGCUAGGAUCUCCUCUCACAAGUCCUGUGGUCCUGUUUUGUACUUCCUAUCGCAGCUUGCCUAAUGUGCAGGGUUCUCCACGAGGAGAUCUUUGCUGAUGUGGCUGUGGUUCCAGCCUCUAAUGCUUUAAUACUGAGAUAUCAAGUGAGUAAUGAAAAAGUAGGUUCUUUUUAAAUAUCUGAGUUUUCUGUAUAUAGUUCUUCUGACAGACCUCUGAUGGCUGAUCUCUCUAACUGCUCUCCAGCCAGCUGUGCUUUGUAGAGCAACUGGGCUCUCGCUACUUUUGUUGACUGUAAAUAUUUCCCCUCUUCCAACCCAUUUGGCUCUUUCAUGUGCUCGAGACUCUUCAGGUUACUUGUUACUCCCCAAAGGGAACCUCAGAUGUUGUUCUGAGACUGGUGCCUGCGUUUGGACAUGAGCACAGUGGGUGUUGGAUUGGGCUUGGGUGCAUCCUUGGGUGGACAGUCAGAGCUGCCAAGGCUGUAUUGCAGUGCUGCCUUGUGAGGCUGGCUGAGUUCUUCCUGAAGUCUGUAGCGUCAAAGGAUUGAUCUGCCACUUUAACCGGGACCCAUCGAUGUUGGUGGUAAAUGGCUUUAUCCACACAAAUCCAGUGUGCUUUGGGCAGACUGUUCAUCCAAGAGGACAGAAAGGGAAUCUGAAGCUGGACAAAACAACCCUGUGGAAGCUAAGAGUUGGCUGGGAUAGUGCUGCUCACCUGCUGCUGUUCCUGUCUUGUGCCCGAAGAGCCUGCAGUGCUGUCUUCUGCCUUUAGAAGCCUCCUUCUUCCCACGCACAACCCUGCUGGGUGCUUUGCAUUUUGGAGGGAUGUGCUAGACUGUGACACAGACCAGGUAAGAGCCAAACCAGCAGCAGCAGGUACCCCAAAGCACCGUCCUGCUCCAAGCUUCUGUUGGCAGUGGCUGAGUGCCUGCUGCUUGUGACUGGGGGGAGCAGGAGGAUGCUUGUGCUGCGUUUGGCCCUAGGCUGGAUCCUGGCUGACAGACAGGCCCACCCCAACCUGCCAUGGAUGAGAACUGGGUUUUUUCCCCCAGUGACAGUGAUUGCAGGAGGAUGAUGGACCUGCAGUGUGUGUUCCCAGGCUGCUCUCAGUGCCUUGGUCUCUCUGCAGCCCCCUUCAUUUCCCCUUUGAGGAGCUGAAGGGACACCUUGGUAGCAGACUCAGUGGCAGCAUGUGAGCAUUGCCAGAACUGCAGCAGGGAAGCACAGUAAAGAGGAUAAAGCCUUGCGGCCCUCCCUCUCCAUCAGUUUGUGCUCCUGUAGCUCAGCCCCAGCCAUGAGGAGUUGUGCUGGAAGGUGCUGACUGGUGCAGCUCCAGAAGAGCUGAGGUUUGUGAGGCUUUCCCAGCCUCGUCACCUGGCUGCCGUGGCAGCAGAGGUGACCUGUUCCUGAGGUCAUUGGGAUGAGUCCAGGCUUGGGCUGACUGCAGGGCUUGAUCCCUUAUGCUCCCCAGUGCUGUGGCCAGAGGGGAAACCCGUGGUCUGGUAGUGGGAUUCCUCCAGGCCCUCUCUGCUGGCUCAGAAGAGCCAUCCUUGCUUGGGAGAGGAUUGGCUGCUCCAUGGUUGGUGUCUCCCUGUCCGUGGACCAUUCCUUUUCAACACCUUUCAGUAUGCUUGUUAGAGUUUUGUGUGUUUUUUUUUUUUUUUUUUAUUUUUAAUUUUUUUGAAUGAUUCAAAUUAUUUUAGUUUAAUGUGAAUUUAUUUUCCCUUUUGAGGAAAUGUUCAGCCAACUCGUUGGCAGCAGUUAGCUGUCUUGUUUGAAUUUUAGUAGUGGGUUUGGGUUUUUUUUUCCUUUUUUUUUUUUUUUUUCUCCCCAAUUUUUACUCUAACUGCUUACUAUUUAUGCCUCUCUUUCUCCCCAUCUCAGUUCACCAUCUUCUGUUCCAGUCCUGGGGUUCAGCAGUCAGCAUAGCUGACUACAUGGCGCUUAGUUCCUUCCAGCUGUGAUGGAGCUUUUUGGGGUUUUUUGUUUUGUUUUGUUUAGGUUUUUUUUGAAUGGCACACUGUAGCAAACCUCCAGGAAUUGAAUUCCUUCUCAAAUGAUUUUGUGUUUUAUAAAAUCCUGUUAGUAUGCACUGAGAGUGAACGCACUGUAAUGUCCCUGAACUGACCCUGGCGCCUGUGCUGACACUAAAGAAGGAGUUAACAGCUCGUCCUAUGGGAAUAGGUGUGAAAUCUGCCGUGCUUUGUGGCUGCAGAGGUGAACGCCUGUUUCUCGGAUACCAUUGGCACACGUGGGGCUGCAAAAUAGUAGAACCAGGCCUUACUUUCGUAAUCAGAUGCCGUUCUGUUUGUCAACAGAUGCUCAUUGUGUUCCUUUCUUUCAUUACGUGAGUCAGUCGAGGACUGUUCAUCCUUUGAGUACUCUAGAAGUAUGUUAUACCUGUAUACAGUAGGGGGCAUUCUGCUUAGGUAUUUAUAAAACAUUGCGUAUAAUGUACAUAGUAGGGUCGUUUAGUAUGUUGAACAUGAUCUUUUUUUUCCUUUGAAGUACUCAAAGGGCUAGCUCUGAAUGUCACCUCUCUGAUCUCAGCAUUCUGACUUCAAACAGCUGUACAAUCGUUUUGUUCUCUCUUCAGCAAGCAUAAAGGUCUCUCUGGCUACAGACCGCAGUGUCCACGCAUGUUUGCAGAGAACGAUCUGCAUGCGGGCAGUGCCUCACCGCACCGGUGAAGCUUGUGUUCACCCUCUCCCAGCAGUAGCCAUCUACUGCAGCUGCCUUUUUUUCCUUGCUGCCCAUUAUGCAGGGCUUCAACUUUUCAUACUUUAAAAAAAAAAAAAAAAAAAAAAAAAAAGUGUUUUUCUUUUUUCCUUGCCCACCAUGCUUUAAGUCUGAAUGGGAGAGAACUCUCAGCAGACAGCGAGCGGCUCCUGGCUGCAAGGUUGCAGAAAUAUCUCAGAUGCGGAUGCGUUUUUCUGCCAUUGGCUGCGCCGGUGCUCCGUGGGCAUGGGCGAAUAUGGAUCCAUCUGCCCCCUGGUCUGCGUACCGUAGUUCUCAUGUAGUGCAGAAUUAUCGAGGCAUGUGGCUUUCUUAAGGUACACUAUGUGUGCUUGCCUGGAUUACAAUACGAGACUGUCUUUUUUUAUCGCUUACUACUAGCUUUCCAAUAACCUCUAUAAGUAACCUAACUCACAUCUUUGUCAUCCGAACCUUUUCUCCCCACCCCUUUAUUUAUCAAGCAUAAUAUUACAUGCUAAGGGACAGGAAAAUAGACCUUUGUAGAAUACAGCAGAACAAUGUUGCUAACAAUGUUUGAAAUGGGAAUUAAAACCUCUCUAAAAACGCCAGCCUUGAGAAAUGACUUUGUUGGCACCGUGUUCAUGCGCAUGUAUUUUUUUCUAUUUUUUCUGCUUUUGUCAUGUUUCAUCCAUAUCUGUAUUUAUAUCUUGUUUGUUUCACUUUUGAGUGUAUCAUGGCAAUUGUACAGAUGUUUUUUUGUUAACAUUUACGUGAUAGAAUUUGCUAAAAAAAAAAAAUAAAAAAAUAAAAUAAAACCUUUUGAGUUUGCCCUAGA